This is a messenger RNA of Linum trigynum, 1256 nucleotides long. Lineage: Eukaryota; Viridiplantae; Streptophyta; Magnoliopsida; Malpighiales; Linaceae. The record is from the annotation of a GenBank genome assembly.
UACAUUUAUGACUCGGGUUGACAAAUAAAGCUAAACCCGCUAUGCUACGCAUUAGUUUAUGGUUACACUUGGCCACUUUUUAGUGUGACGGUAUUGGCGAGUCAAGUUUUUGGUGUCGUUGCCAUGGAUGGCUAGGUUGUUGAAGAAACGUGAGUUCUGUAACUUUAUAUAGCAUUUCCUUUCUGCAUUGUUUUCUUUUCCUUUUCCCCUUUUGCCUUCACGGGUUUGCAUGUAGCUUGUGUGCAGGUAGUGCAUAACCCGUAGCCAAUCGGGAGGAUUACUGACGUUGGAUCAGGAACUUGAACGGACCUGUCGUCGGUCUAAGAAAGCACUAAAAGCGAGACUGGCUCUAGAGGAAAAGCAAGUCGACGGCCGGAUAAGCAGCGAUUCUGAGUAGGUGGACGAAAUGGGAGACAAACACAAUAGGAUGAACAACUUGAACCUGGAGCAAAAUCAAACUCUGAACCAAGGGCAGCCUCACCUAAAUAUGCCUCUCCAAGUUCCUCCACUGAAUCAGGCUCCGCCUAACAAUAGCAACCCGCAGGCGGACAGGGCCAACCAUCAGCUGCCUCCGCAUGAGCAUACCAUGGAGUACUUCUACACUCCACGACUCGGUGAUCUGGCUGGCAAAUUCGUCCAUCGGUACUAUCCAGUCUUGAAGACUUUCGAGAUUCAACGGGAGAUCACCCAUUUCUGUCAAGAAGAUGAUGAAUCGUUGCGAGAUGCUUGGAACGGUAUAAUAGACUAUCUUGGAAGUGUCCCAACCAUGGUUUCAGUGAUGCAUUCACCGUCGGGAACUUCUAUAGUGCAAAAAUGCACCACCCCAUUUGGUGGAAGACUGUCAGGCCAUGCAAAAAUCCACCACCCCACAUGAACAGUUGGACUACAUUGCCAACGCUCGACGCCUCAACGCCUACAACCAUACUUAUAUUGAGGGGUGGCGUUAGCACCCCAACUUCUCCUGGGGUGGCAGAAACAACAACAACAACACCAAACCUCCUAGCUUCGCGCCAUCGACUUGUGACUUUCCCCAGAGGCAGCAGUCCCUGACCCGACAGGGUCAAUUCCAGCAGCCAUUCCAUCCCAAACAGGGGAAACCCUUCAGCCGCAGCAACAAAAAAUUUAGCAGCCCCAGCACAAGGUGACUAGAUAUCCGAGCUGAGAAAUUUGGUGACGACCUUCAUGAGUACCAAUACUCAAGUUCGCCAAGAUGGACCAAUUCAUUGAUUUUUCCAUAAGAAAAAUCAAUGAACUGG